UUCUAGUUUACGUCUGUGUAGCUGAAGAAUAUGUUUUCAGAUCAGUCCUGAAUGGAUAGUCAUGUGAGACGAGUUUUAGUGAAAAUAGAUUUUUUAAAUUAUUUUUCGAAAUGUAUAGUUUUGGUAAUCCCAUUUUGAGACAGUAUUUAGUUAUUAUUACUGCCAACCUAGCUUUCGUGUCUAUAGGCCUGAGCGUCUCAUGGUCUUCACCAGUCCUGGUGAAGUUGAUGAAUAAGACGGAGACUAUACUGUCCAGACCUUUAACUUAUGAAGAAGGGUCAUGGAUAGUAUCUAUAGGAUCUGGGUGUGGUUUGAUAAUAAACUUCACAGUUGGAUUUCUGAUGGACAGUUUAGGCCGUAAAGCCUGUUUGAUUUUGGGUUUUGUGCCUCGAUUGGUGAUGUGCUUUCUCCUCAUAUUUGCCAAAGAAGUGUGGGUCAUAUACUUGGCGAGAGUUUUCGAUGGAUUUGCCAACGCUUGUAUCCUCGCUGCAGUCCCUACCUACUCUUCAGAAAUUGCUAGCAAAGAGUGUAGAGGUGCCUUAGGCACUAUAUCACAAAUUGCUUCUGGAUUGGGGAUGUUGAUCUUCCUCAGUAUUGGACCAUUUUUGCCAUACUUCGAGUUGCAUGUGAUCUAUGUAUGUAUUAUUGCUACCAUCUGUCUCCCAUUAUGGUUCAUACCGGAGACUCCCUAUUAUUUAUAUUCGAAAGGUCACAUAAAGAAAUCAUUGAAUACUCUAAUCUAUUUACGUGGUUCAGAGGCAUUAGCCCUUGAAGAGAUGAAACUAUACUCACUGAGUCAGCCAAAGAUAUCCAAGAGGGAGAUUUUUAGAGACCGCACAACGCUUAAGACCUUGGGCAAAGUAGUGUUCUUGAGUAUGUUUUUGGACCUGAUUGGGUAUAACGCUGUAUUAUUUUAUAUGCAAACUAUAUUGAAAUCAACACAUACAUCUGUGAGUGAACAGAUAGCUUCCGUUGUUAAUGGAUGCAUACAACUGGUGGCUUGUUUCUGCACUAUUUUCAUGACUGAUAGAUUUGGAAGGAAACCCAUCUUGGUGACCACGCUUAUGGGAAUGGCUUUAGGAAUGCUUGGAUUGGGCACAUUUUUCCAAUUGAAGUCAGUGGCAGUACCCACAGUGGGAUUCCUCAACUUCUUACCGCUUCUCUCUAUGAUGCUGGUUAUAUUUUGUUUUAAUGCAGGUAUGGGUUCAUUAUGUUGGACAGUCGUAGCAGAAUUAUUUGACGGACCAGCUCGAGCAGUUGGCGCGUCCGUGGCAAUAGGUGUCGCCACUUUCUUCGCCUUCCUAAUUACCAAAUACUUCGUAUAUGUGUCAUUUGCUAUCGGUGUUGCAAAUGUAUACUGGAUUUUUACCUGUAAUUGUGUUAUCACGGCCUUAUUUGUACUGUUUUUUAUACCAGAAACGAAAGGCAAGACAUUUUUGGAAAUACAAGAGGAAUUAGGACGAACAAUUGAGAAGACAGAUCUGAAAUAA
This is a messenger RNA of Spodoptera exigua (beet armyworm), 1490 nucleotides long. The record is from the annotation of a GenBank genome assembly. NCBI's taxonomy places the organism in Eukaryota, Metazoa, Arthropoda, Insecta, Lepidoptera, Noctuidae.